This is a messenger RNA of Zonotrichia leucophrys gambelii, 1271 nucleotides long. Its product is annotated as BOS complex subunit TMEM147-like. Bases 57 to 326 code for a protein of 89 amino acids. The transcript is spliced from 3 exons. The record is from RefSeq and is a predicted model, not a curated record. NCBI's taxonomy places the organism in Eukaryota, Metazoa, Chordata, Aves, Passeriformes, Passerellidae.
GUGUCCCCCUCUGGGUGGGGGCCCGGGGGGUGGAGUUUGACUGGAGGCACCUCCAGAUGGGGCUGGACUCCAACAUCAGCCUGGUCCGCCAUGUUGCCGCGGCCGCUCUCCUUUGGGCCUCGGGGCGCCACGACCUCCCCUCCCCCCUGCGGCUGCCCCUGGGGGGGCUCCUGGCGGCCGCCGCCUACGAGGGCUUCUUAAUUGGGUGGGCGGGGCAAGCGCUGGGCCUGGGGCCCUGGGGGGCUCUGGGGCUGCGGGCGCUGGGGGCGGCGGCGCUGGGGCUGGGGGCAAUGAGGCUGCUGGUGCCCCUUCUGCCACCCCCGUGACACGCCUGGCACACCUGGGCACACCUGGGCACACCUGGGGGCAGAAAAACAGCGAAAAUUUGGGGAAAAUCGGUGAAAAUUUGGCGAAAAUAGGAGGAAAUUUGGGGAUUUUGCACACCUGGGCACACCUGGGGGCAAUGAGGCUGCUGGUGCCCCUGCUGCCACCCCCCUGAGGGCACCUGGCACACCUGGGCACACCUGGGCACACCUGGGCACACCUGGGGGCAGAAAAACAGCGAAAAUUUGGGGAAAAUCGGUGAAAAUUUGGCGAAAAUCGGUGAAAAUUUGAGGAAAAUUGGAGGAUUUGGGUGGGAAAGGGGCGUGGCCCAGGUAUGCAAAUGAUCCCCAUGUGUGCAAUGGGCGUGGCCAAAAUAUGCAAAGGGUGUGGCCCAGGUAUGUAAAUGAGCCCCGGGUGUGAAAUGGGCGUGGCCCAGGUAUGCAAAUGAGCCCCAGGCGUGCAAUGGGCGUGGCCGAAAUGUGAAGUGGGCGUGGCCCUGGUAUGGAAAUGAGCCCCGGUUAUGAAGUGGGCGUGGCCCGGUGUGUGCGGUGGGCGUGGUCUGGGUAUGUAAAUGAUCUCCAGGUGUGCGAUUGGCUCCCAGGUGUGAAGUGGGCGUGGCCAUGGUAUGCAAAUGACCCCCAGGUGUGUGAAUGGGGCCCAAGUGUGAAGUGGGCGUGGCUCAGGAGUGAAGUGGGCGUGGCCUGUGUAUGCAAAUGGCCCCCAAGUGUGCAGUGGGCGUGACCCAGGUAUGCAAAUGAUCCUCAGAUGUGAGUGGGCGUGGCCUAGGUAUGCAAAUUGUUCCCCGGCAUCUGAUUGGCUCCCAGGUGUGAAAUGGGCGUGGCCCAGGUAUGCAAAUGAGCCCCAGGCGGGGGAGUGGGCGUGGCCCGGGUAUGCAAAUGUGGCCCCUCCCACUGCCCCGCCCCCAGCAAUAAACGCACCUGGACACA